AUGAAUGAUGCUGGCGAGCAUCUCUUGGUGCCAAUGAACGGCUGCUUUGCUCUUCUGGCCUGUGGUGUUUACAGUUUACUAGAUCACCGUCUUGCAAACUUGUUCAUCCAGAGCUCCGGUUCCACACUCUUCCAGAAGAGGACUGUUAAGGAAUUGUUGUGGGGCUACAAAGACCCAAUGCUGGGCAGCACGCUUGGAGUUUUUUAUCCAUACAAUGACACCAUCGAUGGACCAUACACUGUAUUCACAGGCAAAGAUGACAUCAAUAAGGUAGCCACGAUUGAACGCUGGGCAGGUGAACCAUCGCUGAGUUACUGGAAUGACACUUAUUGCAACAAGAUAAACGGAACAGAUGGUUCCUCCUUCCACCCUUUCCUGAACAAGAAAGAACCCCUGUACUUCUUCUCUUCCGAUAUCUGCAGGUCAAUAUCUGCUGAGUAUAAGGGAACUGUUGACCUGAAGGGAAUCGAUGUGUAUCGGUACAUGUUGCCUCCUGAAGCUCUGGCCUCUCCAGUGGAGAACCCAGAUAACCAGUGCUACUGUACAAACCCUGUGCUCACCAGAAACUGCACUACGGCAGGACUUCUUGACCUCACCGCCUGUAAAGGAACCCCAGUAUUCCUCUCUCUACCCCACUUCCUCUAUGGCAGCAAUGAUCUCCAUCAAGGUGUGAUCGGACUGAACCCAAACUUUGAUGAGCACUCCAUAGCUCUGGAUGUAGAACCGAUUACAGGUUUCACUCUGAGAUUUGCAAAAAGACUUCAGGUCAACAUGCUGUACGGCCCAUCGGAUAGUAUUGUAAUUUUGAACAAAAUCAAGGACUACACAGUUUUCCCUAUUUUAUGGUUAAACGAGACGGCAGUUCUGGACGAUGAGACGGCCGACAUGUUCAAGAAAGAGCUGAUUUCUCGGAUGGACCUGUUGGAGGGGUUUCAGAUCGGACUCAUAGUGGUUGGCUUAGUCUUAUUCGCCAGCUGUUUGAUCGGAUCGAUUGUGGUGUGCACGAAACCGAGCAAUAGCAAACUUUCUUUGAUUGUUAAAUAAAGGGAGGGAUGCUUGGUGCUUUGUGUGUUUGAUUUUUUGAUAGCGCACUUUGUGGGAAUUGUAUAUUGUAAUUGUUAUUUGCGCGCAGAGUACCGCAAUUCUAUUUAUAUAAUUUACAGUAUAAACUGCAUUU
This is a messenger RNA of Sinocyclocheilus grahami, 1177 nucleotides long. Its product is annotated as platelet glycoprotein 4-like. Bases 1 to 1044 code for a protein of 347 amino acids. Gene Ontology annotation, molecular function: low-density lipoprotein particle binding; low-density lipoprotein particle receptor activity; scavenger receptor activity. The transcript has 10 exons. The record is from RefSeq and is a predicted model, not a curated record. Gene Ontology annotation, cellular component: cell surface; cytoplasm; caveola. Lineage: Eukaryota; Metazoa; Chordata; Actinopteri; Cypriniformes; Cyprinidae. Gene Ontology annotation, biological process: amyloid-beta clearance by cellular catabolic process; receptor-mediated endocytosis; low-density lipoprotein particle clearance.